This is a messenger RNA of Procambarus clarkii (red swamp crayfish), 918 nucleotides long. NCBI's taxonomy places the organism in Eukaryota, Metazoa, Arthropoda, Malacostraca, Decapoda, Cambaridae. The record is from RefSeq and is a predicted model, not a curated record.
AUGCUCCAGAUCACCAAGCACCCUCCACAUCACCAAGCACCCUCCACGUCACCAAGCACCCUCCACGUCACCAAGCACCCUCCACGUCACCAAGCACCCUCCACGUCACCAAGCACCCUCCACAUCACCAAGCACCCUCCACGUCACCAAGCACCCUCCACAUCACCAAGCACCCUCCACAUCACCAAGCACCCUCCACGUCACCAAGCACCCUCCACAUCACCAAGCACCCUCCACGUCACCAAGCACCCUCCACAUCACCAAGCACCCUCCACGUCACCAAGCACCCUCCACAUCACCAAGCACCCUCCACGUCACCAAGCACCCUCCACAUCACCAAGCACCCUCCACGUCACCAAGCACCCUCCACAUCACCAAGCACCCUCCACGUCACCAAGCACCCUCCACGUCACCAAGCACCCUCCACGUCACCAAGCACCCUCCACAUCACCAAGCACCCUCCACAUCACCAAGCACCCUCCACGUCACCAAGCACCCUCCACAUCACCAAGCACCCUCCACGUCACCAAGCACCCUCCACAUCACCAAGCACCCUCCACGUCACCAAGCACCCUCCACGUCACCAAGCACCCUCCACAUCACCAAGCACCCUCCACAUCACCAAGCACCCUCCACAUCACCAAGCACCCUCCACGUCACCAAGCACCCUCCACGUCACCAAGCACCCUCCACAUCACCAAGCACCCUCCACGUCACCAAGCACCCUCCACGUCACCAAGCACCCUCCACGUCACCAAGCACCCUCCACGUCACCAAGCACCCUCCACGUCACCAAGCACCCUCCACAUCACCAAGCACCCUCCACAUCACCAAGCACCCUCCACAUCACCAAGCACCCUCCACAUCACCAAGCACCCUUCACUUUCGUUGUCUCCUACAUAUCUUCAGUUUAAGUGA